AGAGCUCCAUCAGCUAGGAGCUAAACAACUGGACCGGUUCAUCCAACCGCCCCACAGUCCCAUCCAACCCCUCUCCUUGCGGUUAUAUUUAUGCCCGUCACUCACCGUCUUCUUCUCCCGUAGCUCGCUUCCACCAUCCUCCAAAAAACUCCAAUCCCUGGACUCCAAUGGGCUCGGUGGAACAAGGGAUUCGCGAGCAUCUGUUGGUGGAUGUCGAUGGUGUAGCUGGUGAGAAGCUGCCGACCAAGGCGGCCAAGCUCCAGGUCCGGAAUCUAACGAAGCGGUCAGAGACGACCGGAGAGCCGAUCCUUAGAGAGGUCAACCUGGACAUCCCGGAAGGCGCGAUCGUGGGGGUGAUCGGGCCGAGUGGCAGCGGCAAGUCAACGCUCCUCCGGUCCCUGAACCGCCUCUGGGAACCCUCCCCCGGCGCCGUCUUUCUCGACGGCCAAGACAUCUGCGGCCUUGAUGUCAUCUCCCUCCGCCGCAAGGUCGGAAUGCUCUUCCAGCUCCCGGCCCUCUUCGAUGGCACCGUGGCGGACAAUGUGAGGUUUGGACCUCAGCUAAGAGGGAAGAAACUAGCUGAAGCUGAGGUGCAGAAGCUAUUGAGCUUGGCAGACUUGGACCCCGCCUUUGCCUCCAAGCCUGUGACCGGUUUAUCCGUGGGGGAGGGCCAACGUGUGGCCCUGGCGCGCACCCUCGCCAAUGACCCUGAGGUGCUGCUAUUGGAUGAGCCUACCAGUGCAUUGGACCCGAUAUCAACGCAGAACAUUGAGGAGGCGAUCGUGCGGCUCAAAAAGUCUCGAGGGAUGACUAUAGUGAUGGUGUCUCACAGUGUGAAGCAAAUCCAGCGUAUCGCCGACGUGGUGUGCCUCGUCGUCGGCGGUGUGGUGGUGGAGGUGCUGGACCCCUCUCGUCUCUCCCAGGCCGAACACCCCAUGGCCCGCCGCUUCUUGGAACUCAGUACCUAAUUGUUUCUUCUGAUGUAAAUUGUUUGUAUUAAUUCUAGUAAUACCAACAAUAAUAAAUGACCUUUCUGGUAAAACUAAAGCAAGUGAUUUCAGAAUCUCACAAGGUGAAAAUAGGAUAACAUUUUCUGGUCCUGACU
Elaeis guineensis (African oil palm) is the source of this 1105-nucleotide messenger RNA. RefSeq names its product protein STAR1. Gene Ontology annotation, biological process: phosphate ion transmembrane transport. Gene Ontology annotation, cellular component: membrane. The record is from RefSeq and is a predicted model, not a curated record. Gene Ontology annotation, molecular function: ATP binding; phosphate transmembrane transporter activity; ATP hydrolysis activity. NCBI's taxonomy places the organism in Eukaryota, Viridiplantae, Streptophyta, Magnoliopsida, Arecales, Arecaceae.